Pecten maximus is the source of this 4270-nucleotide messenger RNA. Its product is annotated as probable cation-transporting ATPase 13A3. The record is from RefSeq and is a predicted model, not a curated record. The coding region runs from base 239 to 3913 and encodes 1224 amino acids. The transcript has 30 exons. Gene Ontology annotation, molecular function: ATP binding; P-type transmembrane transporter activity; ATP hydrolysis activity. NCBI's taxonomy places the organism in Eukaryota, Metazoa, Mollusca, Bivalvia, Pectinida, Pectinidae. Gene Ontology annotation, biological process: polyamine transmembrane transport; intracellular calcium ion homeostasis. Gene Ontology annotation, cellular component: membrane.
CUCGAUACUGCGGCCCCUGGAUGUUGUUAAACAGAGUUGACAGAACGCCACGAUUCUUUAUGGAAUCUCGGGAAUUUCGACAAAUAUCAAUUUCGGUUGUGUAUUAUAGCAGAUCCUACAAAACACGAUAUCUCAUGCCAAUCAGCUGAUAGUUUCGACAGUGAAAUUGACAUACAUGCAUGUCACUGUAUUCCCUUCAGCUUGAUACACAUUCCGCUGUUAAAAUUUAGAUACGACUAUGAGAGGUAAAAAGGAGAAAGUCAAGAGGUCUGGUCCUCCACCAAUAAAACCUGGGCAUGAGUACAUCAAUCCGGGCCAAGACGAUCAGAUGGAAAUCAUCGGAUACUACCCAAACACCCUGAAGACAGUGAUAGUAUGGGUCCUUGUCGCAGUUACGGCAGGCGUUCUACGACUUUUCUUCUACUGGUUUCCGCAUUUGAUGAUAAAGUGUUCCCACACGCGGUGUGACCUACAGCAUGCUAAUGUUGUUAUUCUGAAGGAUAUUUAUAAACAAUGGUUUGUCUCUCAGGUCAAGGUUGUUGAAGACGAGCCACAACAUAACUCAUGGAGAAAGAAGGAGAAAGAACCUUCUGUAGCUGGUCUUGGUUACAAGAAAUCAACAUCUGUUAGCGAGAGUAUGACGCCCCUAACGUCGGUAGGGUGUAACUCGUUAACUGUUAACUUUUCGAGAUUUUUCAUAACCAAAAAAGAAAAAUACAUCUGGAAUGAUGAGACGAACGUUUUCCAGAAAAUGAAAGGACUGGAGGAUAACACUAGCUGUGCCUUGUUUUAUAAAUUUGAGGGUUUGUCUAGAGACCAACAACAAGAAAGACGUAAUCAAUUCGGAGUUAAUUCCAUUCCUGUCCAUGUUUCACCUGUGAUUGAGAUCCUUUUAAAACAGGUUAUGUCACCGUUCUACAUCUUCCAAAUGUUUUCUUGCGGCCUGUGGCUGUCGGACCAAUACUAUUACUAUACAGCCAGCCUUCUAGUCAUCAAUUUCUUCUCCAUUGCCAGCUUCAUUUAUCAGACAAGAAAGAUGCAGAGAGCCUUACGUGAUACGAUCGCCAUGUCUACUGUGGUAUCCGUAUGUCGGGGUGGUCAAGCGUAUGAGGAAAUAUCCUCAGAGGAUCUCGUCCCCGGUGACGUCAUAGAGAUUCCAAGACGAGGCUUCAUGAUGCAAUGUGACGCAGUCCUCAUAUCGGGGAAUUGUAUCGUCAACGAAAGUAUGCUGACAGGUGAGAGUGUGCCAAUGACGAAAACUCCUCUACCCCGAAAUAACGACGAGGAUAUAUUUAACAUGUAUAUCAAUGUUGAAGGUGAGAGUGUACCUAUGACGAAAACUCCUCUACCCCGAAAUAACGACGAGGAUAUAUUUAACAUCAAGGAGCACGCACGUCAUGUCCUGUUCUGUGGUACCAAGGUCAUACAGACUCAGCAGCAAGGUCACGACAAGGUCAAAGCCAUUGUUGUCCGCACAGGCUUCAGUACAACCAAAGGUGGCCUCGUCAGGUCUAUACUCUACCCUAAGCCUGUUGACUUCAAGUUCCAGAGAGAUAGCUAUAUCUUUAUCGGCUUACUGGCAGUUAUAGGUAUAACGGGGUUUACCUAUACCAUGAUUCUUAUGAUACAGCGUGGUUCAACGGUGAAAGAAGUAAUUAUCAGAUCCUUGGAUGUUGUGACAACUGCAGUGCCGGCUGCCCUGCCCUUGGCUCUGACGAUUGGUGUGGUGUUCGCCCAGAGUCGUCUUAAACACCGUAAUAUCUACUGCAUCAGUCCUAAUUGUAUCAACGUCAGCGGCACCAUCAAUGUGUUUUGUUUCGAUAAGACAGGAACCCUUACAGAAGAUGGUCUCAAGCUUCAGGGAGUGGUCCCGGUAUCAGCGAAUAGAUUUCUAUCUGAAACCGAGUCAGUAAAUGAUUUGAUGGGAAGCUUCUUGUUCAACGCCAUGGCUUCGUGCCAUUCCUUAACAGUGAUCGAAGGGGAGACAACUGGGGAUCCGCUAGAUCUGAUUAUGUUUGAAGCCACAGACAGUCGCCUUACUGAAUCAGAUGGAUCUUAUAGUCAGUUUGCCUUACCUGUAUCGGCCGUAGUCAAUCUACCAACAUCACAGAAAGGAGAUACUGACAUGUUGGGGAUUGUGCGACAGUUUACAUUCACUUCAAACCUACAGCGGAUGUCUGUUAUUGUCAGUGACGUAAAGAAAGGAAACUUAACACUGUAUUGUAAAGGAGCUCCGGAGAUGAUAGCGUCGUUAUCAAAACCAGAAUCAGUUCCUCCUGAUUUCCACGACGUUUUGGAAAGCUACACUAAACAUGGUUUCCGUGUGCUAGCUUUAGGAGGAAAAGACUUGGGGAAUCAAAUAAGGGCGGAUCAGGUGCAAAAAGUGGCACGGGGAGAUAUGGAGAAAGACUUGAAUUUCCUUGGUCUUUUAGUAAUGGAAAACCGCCUUAAGGGGGAGACAACUCCCGUUAUUCACCAGCUUAGAGAUGCUGACAUAAAGACAGUCAUGGUUACAGGUGACAAUAUCCUGACAGCCCUGUCAGUUGCUGAGGAAUGUGGAAUGGUUGAUGUAACUGAUGACGUCAUUCUUGUGCAGGGUCAUGAACCCGGAAAUGAUUCAAAUAAAGCACACCUGGAUUAUACAUAUGUCAAUAGUGAAAGGGUUGACACAAAACCUAUUUCUAAAGAGAGGAAGCUAAAGUUUGCUCUCGAUGGAAAGACAUGGGCCGUUAUACGCCAGCACUUCCCCGAUGUCCUUCCCAAAAUUGUUCUGAAGGGAGUUGUGUUUGCCAGGAUGUCUCCGGAACAGAAAGCACAGCUGAUCGAAUCUCUGCAGGAUCUUGGGUACUAUGUGGGGAUGUGUGGUGACGGAGCCAAUGACUGUGGAGCCCUGAAGACAGCCCAUGCUGGUAUAUCUCUGUCAGAGGCGGAGGCGUCUGUCGCUUCUCCCUUCACAUCCAAAACACCCAACAUUGAAUGUGUGCCUACCCUUAUUAGGGAGGGGAGGGCAGCCUUGGUGACGUCAUUUGGUAUAUUCAAGUUUAUGGCAUGCUACAGUCUCACUGAAUUUACCUCCAUGUGUAUCCUGUACUGGGUGUCCCAAAACAUGUCAGAUUUUGAGUUCCUUUACGUGGAUAUGUUUUUAUUAACAACUUUGGCUGUUACUUUUGGAAGGACAUCAGGAUAUGAUUAUCUCGUGAAGAAGCCACCCAUUAUAAACCUGUUCAGCAUUGGCCCUGUGCUCUCAUUACUUACAUUAGUGGGUGUCCAGAUAUGUUUUCAAGUCUUCUGCUUCCUCCAUGUUGUACGACAGGACUGGUAUGUGCCGCUGGUGAGUAGAUGGGAAUAUGACUACAUCAGUUACCAGAACAACGCCGUGUAUUUGAUGUCGUGUUACCAAUACAUCGUCCUCGCCAUAGCUUUGUCAAGGGGAGAACCGUAUAGAAGAUCUAUCUUUACAAAUCACUUGUUCUUGUUAAACAUCCUGAUGUGUACGUCGGUGACAAUAUGGCUGACGAUGUAUCCAGGAGAAGGAGCAAUCAAGUUUUUUGAGCUGAAGCCGUUUCCAUCAGUUCCCUACAGAUUAAUGUAUGUAGGUCUGGCGUUGAUGGAUUUCUUCAUUUGUCUUAUGCUGGAGGACUAUGUUCUCAGUCAGACGCUAAUCAGCUACAAACUUCAGGAGAAGAUUGAAGAUUGUCUGAUUGGCUCUCGCCACACCUACGAUUUACUUGAGGAGGAAAUGAUGCAUGAUGAUUGGCCUUUAAUUAAUCAUGAACAACCAAUUAUAUCAGCUAAAAAUAAGCCACAUACCAAAGCUUUAGACUUAAGUAUGUCAAUCCAGAACGAGACAAACGGAUGUGAUAGGAGACAAAAUGUGGAUGGUUAUAUUAAGAAUUUCAAUGACAAAUUUUGAUAUGUAUGGGUAUUUACAAAUUUUGAUAUGUAUGGUUAUUUACAAAUGUUUUAUAUUGUAUUUACACAGAAAUAGCAAAUACUGUUACUUACAUGCUAAGUAAAUUGUAGUUGCAUAUGAAUCAAAACGAAUUUCCAGGUUUGUACAACCAUUCCUUGUUUAUAUAUAUCUAUAUAUAUCUAUAUAUAAACACUGCGGCCAAGGCUAAAACGUAAGGGAACACAACAACUAGGUGUAUCUGGUAUGAGGCUCGGUAAAACAGACGGCUAUGUUCAAUUAUAUUAAAGUAUCGUUAAACUGGCUAUAAAACAAUUUUAUAUAAUGUUACAAAUCACGAAUUAAAUAUCCCUUCAGAUU